Molecule: messenger RNA, 2012 nt
Organism: Triplophysa dalaica
Lineage: Eukaryota; Metazoa; Chordata; Actinopteri; Cypriniformes; Nemacheilidae
Gene: asb14b
Product: ankyrin repeat and SOCS box containing 14b
Exons: 10
Coding region: 52-1803 (583 amino acids)
Biological process (GO): intracellular signal transduction
Cellular component (GO): cytoplasm
Molecular function (GO): protein binding
Source: RefSeq, a predicted model, not a curated record
CACGGCACAACCGCCACGAAAACGACAGCAUUUCCUGUUGCAACAAGAAACAUGGAGGAGGUGUAUAAGGCGGAGGAUGACUGGGAUGAAGACGAGGCCACUCAAUACAUGAUUGAACAAAGUCUAUUGGACUACAGCAAACAUGCUGAUUCAACCGCCAGUGAUCUAUUAGACUGCAUAGACCACGAGGAAAUAUUCACAGCUAUACAAGCUGGUAAUGAGGAUGCUCUAAAGAUCCUGGUCCAGUGUAAAGAGGCUCUGUCCAAUGCAGACAGCAGGGGCUGGAUUCCUUUACAUGAGGCUGCGGUACAACCAAAGAAGAGCGUUCUGGAGAUCACUUAUGCAGCAUCUCCUCAGGGUUCAGGCCAAUGCCGGACUCUGAGAGGGGAGACUCCAUUGUUUCUCUCUGUGGUCCACGGUCACAGAGACAAUGGCACAUUUCUGCUGCAGAAUGGCUGUGACCCUGACUGCAAAAAUGAGGAUGGUGAUUCUGCAUUGAUUGCAGCAAUAAAGAAUGACCAGUAUGACCUGGCUCUUCUCCUGAUACGCUACAAUGCCAAAGUGGACCAAAUAGGAAGACUUCAGAGAACUGCUCUGCAUGAAGCAUCUGUGCUUGGCUUGGAUCACUUUGCAUACCUGCUUCUACAAUCUGGAGCUGAUCCAAAUGCGAUUGAUGCAUGUGAACAUACUCCUUUAGGACUUGCUGCGCAAGCUGGACAUUUUAACGUUGUUGAGGUUCUGCUUCAGAAAGAGGCCAGCGUGUGGUCCAAGCCCCACUCUUCGAAUUCAGCCUCGGUUUUGUUUGACGCAGCGGCCUCCGGAAACCCUGACAUCAUUUCACUGCUACUGGAAUAUGGAGCCGACCCCAACGUGCCAAACCACACGGGUCAUCUCCCAAUCCACCGCGCGGCCUACCGCGGGCACCUACUAGCACUGGAGCAACUCAUCCCAGUGACUAAAAAGGAAGUGAUCAGGGAGAGUGGAAUGAGCCCAUUACACUCCGCUGCUGCUGGUGGUCACCCGCAGUGCCUGGAGCUGCUCCUGAGCUCUGGGUUUGACCCUAACUUCAUGCUGCACCCUAAAGUACGCAGGAACUACGACGAUGAACGCAGGUCGGCAAUGUUUUUUGCCGUGUCUAAUAAUGACGUCCAGUCGGCACGGCUGCUCCUGGAGGCUGGGGCCAUGGCUAAUCAAGACCCUGUUAAGUGCCUGCAAGUGGCCAUGCGACUCGGCAACUACGAACUUAUAAACACUCUGCUACGCUACGGCGCCAACGUAAAUUACUACUCCCGUGUCAACACCACCCAUUUCCCUUCUGGCCUGCAGUAUGCACUAAAGGAUGAGGUGAUGCUGCGUAUGCUGCUUAAUAACGGCUAUGAUGUGCAGCGAUGCUUCGACUGUCCGUAUGGACAGGCCUCACACGUGCCAGUGGACUACGAGGGCUGGAGCACCUCUGUCAUAAAUGAUGUAGUGUUUUGUGAGGUGAUCACAGUGUACUGGCUCAGGCACAUCUCAGCCCAAGUGGUGAGAAUUAUGAUGGACUACGUCGAUCAUGUGACGCUCUGCUCCAAACUGAAAAGUGUUCUUGUUGAACAACCACAGUGGGCUGAAAUAUGUCAAAUACAAGAAAAUCCUAGAAGACUAAAGCACCUCAGCAGACUGAAGAUCCGUGAAUGUUUGGGCCGCUUGCGUCUAAGGGCUCCAGUUUUUAUCAGUUUCCUGCCUUUACCUGCUAGUCUCAAAGACUAUAUCCGCUUCAAAGAGUACGAUAUUUACAGUAGAGGAAGUUUUUCAGAAAAAUAAUAAAAACUUGUGAAUAAUUCUGUACAUAAGCAGCUGCUCAUAUAAAUUAACUUCAUGGAUAUUUUGUUUUGAUUUUAUUUCUGUGUUUGUUUAAAAAAGCCCAAACAUGUGUUGUACCAUAUUCAUUCUUGUUAGAUAAAUUAUUUUGAUUAUUAUGUUUAGACACAGCGGCUUGGAAAAGUUUACAAUUCGGGGAUUAGAAUUAUAUU